AUGGCCUUCUUAAGCAGUGAUAAUAAAGACAUAGCCCAACCAAUGGAACUUUCUCUCUUUGCUUCACCCACUAAUCAAGUUGCAGUGGAGAAGGUAUACUUUACAGAAGCCAGGCCAAUUUCCAGUAUAGGAGUGUCUGACACUCCCAUAGAAAUAGUCGUAUCAGGAUCAGGAGCUGAAUACAUCGAUUUAAAGAGAAGUCGAUUAUAUGUAAAAGCCAGAAUUUUAAAAGCUGAUGGUACCGCAUUAGCAGCCAAUGAAAAGACUGGGAUCGUUAAUUUACCGUUACAAAGCAUGUUUUCUCAAAUGGAUGUCUACUUAAACAACAAGUUGGUUUCCUUUAAUACAAACAAUUAUCCAUGGAAGGCUUACCUGAAAACAGUCUUGUUUGGCGGAAAAGAAGAAUUAUCUUCCCAGAAGCAGUCCCAGUUGUUUUUUAAGGACGAAGGAAAUUUGGGUGACGCUAACGCUUACAACGGUGGUAAUGCUGGACUAGUCUUGCGCUAUGGCUAUACACAAGAAAGUAAAGUAUUUGAACUGGAGGGUAACCUAAUGGAGGAUAUUUUUGACAUCGAUAAAUACCUGAUCAACGGCGUGGACAUCUUUAUCAAGCUCUUUAGAUCUAGUGCACCUUUUCUAAUAAUGUCGGCACAGGGGAGUCCGGCUUACAAACUCGAAUUACUAGAUGUCGUGUACAAAGUGGCCAAAGUGCGAGUAGAUCCUGGUGUUCUAUUGAACCACAGCAAGCAGAUAGAAUCUACUCCUGUGAAAUACACCAUCUCAAGAAAUGAAUUGAAAAUGAACACCAUUCCUAAAGGAUCUACAGAAUUUUACUGGGACAACAUUUUCCCACAGGCUAUACCCGAUCGUAUCGUUGUGGGUUUGGUAGAUCAGAAGGCUGUUAAUGGAGACUACACAACUAAUCCCUUUAAUUUCGAACACUUUGAUUUAACAGAUGUAGGGAUAUACGUAAACGGAGAAAGCGUCCCAGGAAGACCCUUAAAAACCGAUUUCACGGCAGGACAUUAUUCAUCAGCAUAUGCUCGACUGUUUGAGGCCUCUGGAAAAUGGAAUCAAGACGCUGGUCUGAUAAUAACUCGAGACAACUUUGGAAGUGGAUAUUCUUUGUUCAUCUUUACCAUAGAUCCCUGUGGUUUUGGUGAAGAAUAUUUAAACCUGAUUCGAAGAGGAAACACCAGACUCGAACUAAAGUUCAAACAAGCAACAACAAAAGCUGCUAACGUUUUGGUGUUUGCCACCUUUUCCUCUCUACUAGAAGUUGACAAGACCAGGGACAUCAAUUACAUUCAACCAUGA
Molecule: messenger RNA, 1317 nt
Organism: Saccostrea cuccullata (small rock oyster)
Lineage: Eukaryota; Metazoa; Mollusca; Bivalvia; Ostreida; Ostreidae
Exons: 1
Coding region: 1-1317 (438 amino acids)
Biological process (GO): deoxyribonucleotide biosynthetic process
Cellular component (GO): cytosol
Molecular function (GO): ribonucleoside-diphosphate reductase activity, thioredoxin disulfide as acceptor
Source: RefSeq, a predicted model, not a curated record